AUGAGGCAGCUGCCAGCCCUGCCCGGCAGUCCUGAUCUCCUGGGCUGUGAGGAGGGGAGGCCGGCCACAGUCUCCUUCAGCACCCAGCAUGCAGCGCGCCAAGGAGAUGAUGAAGGUGUCCGAUGGCAGUCUCCUGGGGGACCCUGGGGACACACCACUAAGCAAGAAGCAGGGUGUCAAGUGGCAGAGGCCGAGGCUCACCCGCCAGGCCGUGAUGCGGUGCUGCCUGGUCAAGUGGAUCCUGUCCAGCGCGGCCCCACAGGGCUCAGAUACCAGCGACAGUGAGCUGGAGCUGUCCAUGGUGCGCCACCAGCCAGAGGGGCUGGAGCAGCUGCAGGCACAGACCAAGUUCACCAAGAUGGAGCUGCAGUCCCUCUAUAGGGGCUUCAAGAAUGAGUGUCCCUCGGGCCUGGUGGAUGAAGACACCUUCAAACUCAUUUACGCACAGUUCUUCCCUCAGGGAGAUGCCACCACCUACGCACACUUCCUCUUCAAUGCCUUCGACGCUGACGGGAACGGGGCCAUCUGCUUCGAGGACUUUGUGGUUGGCCUCUCCAUCCUCCUGCGAGGAACAGUCCAGGAGAAGCUCAAGUGGGCCUUUAACCUCUACGACAUUAACAAGGAUGGCUACAUCACCACACAGGAGAUGCUGGCCAUCAUGAAGUCCAUCUAUGACAUGAUGGGCCGUCACACCUACCCCCUCCUGCGGGAGGACGCGCCUCUGGAGCACGUGGAGAGGUUCUUCCAGAAAAUGGACCGGAAUCAGGACGGGGUAGUGACCAUUGACGAGUUCCUGGAGACCUGUCAGAAGGACGAGAACAUCAUGAGCUCCAUGCAGCUGUUCGAGAACGUCAUCUAGGACACAUCGGGGAUCCCCAAGUGGCCAUCGUCACCACCUCAAUCCUGCCAGGAACAGCCUCCAUGAGAAACCUUUUUCUAAUAUAUUUGCAAAAAGUGAACAGUGUGCUACACACACACACACACACACACACACACACACACACGUGCGUGCACCAUUCCUCUGGGCUAGGUGGGGGAGGGGUGCUGCAUCGGGUUGGGAGCUGGGUCCAGGUGACAUGAGCUACACCCCCAGACACACACACACACGCCAGCGGAGUGA
Molecule: messenger RNA, 1120 nt
Organism: Myotis davidii
Lineage: Eukaryota; Metazoa; Chordata; Mammalia; Chiroptera; Vespertilionidae
Gene: KCNIP3
Product: potassium voltage-gated channel interacting protein 3
Exons: 9
Coding region: 89-859 (256 amino acids)
Biological process (GO): negative regulation of transcription by RNA polymerase II; regulation of potassium ion transmembrane transport
Cellular component (GO): nucleus; voltage-gated potassium channel complex
Molecular function (GO): RNA polymerase II cis-regulatory region sequence-specific DNA binding; calcium ion binding; potassium channel regulator activity
Source: RefSeq, a predicted model, not a curated record